AUGCCAUUGCUGGUACAAGAAGAUUGGGAUACUGUGUCGAUGGAUUUUCAUACGAGUCCGAAUGUCAAUUUGAAGAGACGAAGGGAUGCUACGAGUGGGAUAGAUCGGGAGGAGCUGUUGGAGGAGGUGCAGAUGAAGAUGAACAGUCCUAGACAUGCACACAUCCACCCCAGUUCGCAUUCCCAUAAUUCCUACACACACACCACGCAUCAUGAUUUCGAACGUCGUCAUCUGGUUCCUCGAUCGAAAAUGAGCUCGAAUAAACGAGUUCGUGUUGGAUAUUCAGCAGUGGAUGGCGAAUUCCGAAGUGAACAGGCGAAGGAGAAAGAGAAAGAGAAAGGUGCAGGAGGAAUGGAUCUAAGAGCAUGUCAUAUCUGUCGACGCAAACCAACUGUGAAGAAGGAACUCGAUGCCUUUGCUAAUUGUGAGGGCUGUGGGAAGAGGACUUGUUGGGUUUGUAUUAGAGAGUGUCUAGGUGGAUGGGGGAAUAAAAUGGGAAUGAGGGGAGAGGUUGAGGUGAAUGGAAAUGGGAAUGGGAAUGAGAAUAAGAGAAUUGGGGAGGAGGGGAAGGAGAAUUGGGAAGAAAACGGAUUGCGGCAUAGGGGAAUGAAGCUUGAGGAUAAGCACUCGGUCGGUCAAAUGUUUCAAGGAAUACCAGGUUAUCAAGAGGAAAAAGGCAUGAAUCCAAUGGGAAUGAUUCGACGAUAA
Molecule: messenger RNA, 708 nt
Organism: Sclerotinia borealis F-4128
Lineage: Eukaryota; Fungi; Ascomycota; Leotiomycetes; Helotiales; Sclerotiniaceae
Source: the annotation of a GenBank genome assembly